Lactuca virosa is the source of this 243-nucleotide messenger RNA. Lineage: Eukaryota; Viridiplantae; Streptophyta; Magnoliopsida; Asterales; Asteraceae. The record is from the annotation of a GenBank genome assembly.
AUGCGAAGUUUUCACGGUGGCAGCAACCCCAAAAGAAGGAUGUCAGUGGGUGGUGAUGGGUGGCACACAGCGGCAGCUCCCAUGCUCCUCCCCUGGGGUUCGUCCGACGAGAUUGACGAGAGAGGGACGAAGAAGGUGGCAGGCGGUCGGAGGGGUGGAAUUCCGACAGCAACAACAUCGGUGAGUGAUCAAGUGGGCGUCGGCGAUGGGUGGCAGUCGACUGUGGUCGACGAGUUUGCCUAA